Molecule: messenger RNA, 2187 nt
Organism: Temnothorax curvispinosus
Lineage: Eukaryota; Metazoa; Arthropoda; Insecta; Hymenoptera; Formicidae
Product: transcription factor Sox-1a-like
Exons: 2
Coding region: 780-1778 (332 amino acids)
Biological process (GO): anatomical structure morphogenesis; cell differentiation; regulation of DNA-templated transcription
Molecular function (GO): RNA polymerase II cis-regulatory region sequence-specific DNA binding; DNA-binding transcription factor activity, RNA polymerase II-specific
Source: RefSeq, a predicted model, not a curated record
CAAUGAGUCAGCUGUAUGGCACGCUAGGCAGCUCUCAGUAUAAUUCAGCAUCUGGUACACACUAAGUCAACCAAACUCGCGAUGAAAACGAAUAUCGGAGCACAGACAGUAGAAAGAUAGUAGUGCGUUUGGUCGCCGGGCAGUGAUUUGGUGGUAGAACACACACACACAAUAGUCUGUCAAGAAAAAUCUAAUUUAUUAUCGGAUUUUUAUAAUUUUAAGUGAGAAAAUAUUGUUCACUACCAUAGUAACAAAAGCCAAAGAGAAGAAAUCCUUUCUUGAUAAUAUAUUGUGUCCAUCGGAGUCAAGAAAUCCAGUUGGAAAGAGAAGAAAAAGAAGAAACCGAGAAGAAUCACACAACUGAAGAUCAUCUUCGUGGAAGUUUGUGCAAUAUAUGUUGAACAAAUAAAAUAAGACGAUACUAAUCUGUGAUGAUUGUUUCUUGAAAAAUUACAUACGUAAUUAUUUAAAAACAAUUUAAAUCUAAGCAAAGACAAGGUUUGCAAAAUGAUACACUGGCUGGUUUCAAGAAAACCUCUUAUUGUUAGUUAAAAGAUAACAUUAGCCAAUUAGUACGAGAGUGUGAGUUGGAAGAAUUGUAAAUAAAUUGAAUCAGAUGAAAACUAGCUCGUAAAUUGAAAUAUCGAUCCAUCAAUAUUCACCGAAUUGUGAAUCGUAUAAAUGCCGAUACGUUGUCACAGCCUACGAUCGAUUGUAUCAUUCAUCAGUAGCCGUGUGUUUGUAAACAGUCAUUUCAACGAAUCGUUUAAGAAUUAUUCAUGAAGGACGAUUUGCGGUUAAAGAUGACAAAGUAUAUUUCAAGUGAACAAAUGCCGUACAAUCCGUGCUUCAGUUCAAACUCGGACACACCAGGUUUCAACUACGGAUUCGACGUGUUCUCACCUCACCAUUUGCACCCGCUGUAUUAUUCAUUUCCCAAUAAAAUGCCAUCCGAUGCCGCGGACGACACGAUGAGAGAUGGCCAGCAGACACAUGUGCAACACGAGGAACACGUCAAGAGGCCUAUGAACGCGUUCAUGGUAUGGUCCCGUCAGAAACGGAAGGAGAUCUCUCAGGAGCACCCGAAGAUGCACAAUUCGGAGAUCUCGAAGAUGCUCGGCGUAAUGUGGAAGGAGCUCCCCGUCAAGGAUAAAGAUCCCUACGUCGAGCAGGCAAAGAGCCUGCGCAAUCAGCACAUGAAAGACCACCCGAAUUACAAGUAUCGACCUCGGAGAAAGCUCAAGAAGAUGUCAAUUUCGGCGGACCCGUCCAUGUACAUAACUUCGAGGCACUGCUCCGGUUUCCCGCUGUCGUCGGUCUACGCUACGUCGAUGGUCAAUCCCUCGGCCAUGCCUCGUCCGGGCUACCAUCCGUACCACGGGUCCGUCCAUUUUAAGGCGAUGAACCCAAGUGCGUCGUCCACGGUGUCGUCGUCGACGGUUUCGGCUGACGGCAACAACAACGCGUCUUUCGACAUCAAUAGCUUAUAUCAGUUCUAUUCGAUGCCACCGGCGGUUGGUAAUCCAACGACAUUGGCGCAGCAUCACCUGAACCUGAACUCGUUCUUCCCGACAAGCCAGGGUACACUGGGAACCAACGGUCUCCAUUCUCAGCUGAUGUUUCCUUCCACGUCCGGAUCUACCGGGACCGCCGCGCACAAUUAUGACACCAACGAAUCGCAAUCUGCUUCGUUAUCGGUGCCAUCCACUAGGCCACUGGCUACCCCCACGGAUUCCGAUUGGCUUCAGAGAUAUGAUCCGGCGGCGUAUUCACGAUAAAUAUGAGGAAAUGCUAUAAUUACAAGAUAUGACACGGAUUAUCAUGUACCUGGAAUAAGCAAUAUAUUUGGUAGUAAGGCGGUUGUAUUUAUGAAUUAUACAUGCAUUAUAAGGAGGUGUAAGACGAACAUUCUGCCAAGAUGUUGUAAAUCACAAAUAACAAGGCUUACAAUUUUUUUUACUCAUUUAAUUUUUUUUUUUUCUUAGAUUUCAAGAGGGCAGGAAAGAAAGACAAUAGAGAGCAAGGUUUUUUAAUGCAUGCACUUCGAUGCAAUUGACUAUUAAACGAUCGAUAAAUUUAAUUCAGAUUUAGCUUUUUUUAUAGCUUUUUAAAGUAUGAUACGUCAAUGAAAGUAAUUUCUACAAAUAAAAAAAAUUCUUUUAGAAAAGAUAAUGUAUGCAUCAUACA